CCCGGGAUGGAAAACAAACCCCUCGAUGGCCACCAGAUGGUGCGUGGGAACCCCAAAGGAUGCCAGGGAUGCCCUCUCUUGAGUGUCUUUGUCUCUCUCUCUCUCUCUCUCUUUCUCUGUUUCCCAAUGCUCCCAUGGAUCCUAUGGUUCCCAUGGUUCCCACACCGGUGCUUGCUGUGACACCUGCAGUCUGUAUGUAGUCUGCAGGUAGUCUCCAGGUAGUCUGCAGAUACAACUAACUACUGUACGUCCCAAAGGGGACCAUUGCCGUAUUUGGUUUUCAAUGGGUCAGCAGUGGUGAGGGUCGAUUUAUCAAAUUGUGCGACCACCUCUUCAUAUGAGGUUACAUCCUCUGCCGUUGCCUUUCUCUCAUCCCGUCUCUCUCUCUUUCUAUCUCUCAAUUCCCUGUCUGUUUAACUUUCGACAAAGAACGAGGCUAUCGAGACUCUUGUAUAAUAUAUAAUAUACCCUCCGCACAACCAUGGCGUCCUCGAAACCGGCCUGGAACCACGAGGUGCUGCUGCUAGGCGCCCUCUCGGCGCUGUCGACGCUGCGCGAGUCCCCGGUGCAGACGGUGGCCCGCUACCUCCUCGCCCUCGCCGUAGCACGACACAUCGCCAAAGCCGUCUAUGGCAUCUUCAUCUACCCUUUUUUCUUCUCGCCCUUGAGGCACUUGCCCGGGCCAAAGGACCACCACUUCCUGCUCGGCGACCUCCUCAACCAGGCGCGUUCGGGGAACCCCAUCGAGCCCUACCUCUCGUGGACGCGCAAGUGGCCCAACGAGCCCUUCAUCAAGUUCACCGGCUUCGGCAACGCCGACUGCCUGCUCAUCAACAGCCUCGAGGCCUACAAGGAGAUCUUCCAGACCAAGAGUUACUCCUUCGUCAAGGCCCAGUUCAACACGAGGGUCAUCGUCCAGGUCACCGGCACGGGCAUGGCCUUUGCCGAGGGCGAAGCGCACAAAUCUCAGAGGAAGCUGUUGGCGCCCCAGUUUGCCCUCAGCAACGUCAAGAGGGCGAUUCCGCUCUUCAAGAGCAAGGGAAAAGAGCUCAUUGAGCACUUCAACUCCCGCAUCAAGGCCCACGACGGCGUCACGGAUGUCUCCUCCGCCUACGGCCGCGUCACCCUCGACAUCGUCGCCUGGUUCACCCUCGGCAUCGACCUCGGCAGCACCCUCUCGACCUCGGUCUUCCACGAGGCCUACCACAAGAUGUUCGACCCCUCGGCCUUUGGCGCGUUCCUCAUGGUCAUGAACGCCUACGUCCCGGGGACGCGCAUGCUGCCCUUCCAGGAGAACCGCGAGUUCAACGCCUGCAGCGACGCCGUCCGCUCGCGGCUCAAGGAGAUCAUCCAGCAGCGCGUCCGGGAGAUCGACUCGGGCGACACCACCUCCACCACCGCCUCCGACGAGAAGCCCGACCUCCUGACGCACAUGAUCCUCGAGUCCCGCGCCAUCGGCGACCCCUGGUCCGAGGCCAAGAUCCUCGAGAACGCCAUGAACGUGCUGGUCGCCGGCCAUGAGACCUCGGCCACGACGCUGACCUGGGCCACGCACACCUUCACCCUGUACCCGCACAUCCAGGACCGCGCCCGGCGCGAGGUGCUCGAGCUGCUGGCGCGCAAGCCCGACCCGGAUUAUAUGGACCUCGACGGCCUGCGGUACAUCGACAACAUCAUCAAGGAGACGCUGCGCUUCUACGCGCCGGGCGUGCUGGCCGCCCGCGAGCCCCUCGACGACAUCGACGUCUGCGGCACCGUCCUGCCCAAGGGCACGCUGUGUUACCUCUUCCCGGCCCUCGUCACCCGGAGCGCGCGCAUCUGGGGCGACGACGUCGACGAGUUCAACCCGGACCGCUGGGACCGCCUCGAGGGCGAGGCCGCGAACCCGCACGCCUUCGCGACCUUCCUCGUCGGGCCGCGCCAGUGCAUCGGCAAGGUCUUUGCCCUGCUUGAGAUCAAGGUGCUCCUGGUCGAGAUGCUGAGCAACUUCAAGUUCGAGGCCGCCGUCGACCCGGAGGACAUUGUGCUUGUGAACCCGAGCCCCGUGUUGCGGCCCCAGGGCGGCUUGAAGGUCCGGAUCCGUCCUUUGAGAACGGUUGAUGUCUAGAGAGGAUGGAUGGAUGAGAGAGCAUGAGAGUAUGAGAGGUGGAAGACAAUGGAAGAGGAGUAUGUGUAGUGUGUAGAGUAGAGUAAAGUAACGAAUGAUAUCCCGAGAAUGCUCACUCAGUUGCUACUAUGGUAUUCUUCCCCUCCCCAUCGUUCCCUUGAUAUAUCUCGU
Colletotrichum destructivum is the source of this 2278-nucleotide messenger RNA. Its product is annotated as Putative cytochrome P450. Bases 482 to 2107 code for a protein of 541 amino acids. Gene Ontology annotation, molecular function: iron ion binding; heme binding; oxidoreductase activity, acting on paired donors, with incorporation or reduction of molecular oxygen. The transcript has 4 exons. The record is from RefSeq and is a predicted model, not a curated record. NCBI's taxonomy places the organism in Eukaryota, Fungi, Ascomycota, Sordariomycetes, Glomerellales, Glomerellaceae.